AUGCAUCUUAAACACCUCAUCUCAUUCGCUCUAGCUCUAGCAGCAGCAAGCAACGCCGUAACCCCACCACCACACGAACAAGCCAGCACAACUAGCCCGCACGACACCCACUCUACCGGCGCACCGGACGCAGCGCAUGUCACCGAGCUGCUCGACCGUCGCGCCACGGCCGACGUGCGCGAAUGCAGAUCAUCGGUCGAUGCACUCCGCAAGGGGCUGCCCGUCCCACCCCCAGAGCUGGUCAGCCUAAUACUUGAGCAGGUGGACAGCAGCAGCAGUAGCGGCGGCGGCGGCGGUGGAGGCAACACAGCGAUCUGCACCUUGACGUUGCCCGAAGAACCGUGGAGCCAGACCUUUGGCAGCUGGUGGGCGGAGCGGACCUCGUACAGGUCCAUGUCGUUGACGAGACUAGCCGAGAUUGCAGAGAAGUGCAACGGCGGCGGUGUGGUCAAGAACAGGACCGGAACGGGAACGAUCAAGACCACCACUACCGAGCCAUGCGCAGGCACCACUACGGUUCUGUACAGGGGAGGUGGUGACGGAGCGGGGGCGACUAAAACGGAAACAUAUGUGCUGACGGCGGCAGCCAGUCAGGAGACGGGACAGGACGCAGGGCAGAACGCGGGGCAGGAGAAUGCCGCGCCCGGGAGAGUGCAGGGGCCGACGGCAGAUGGUGUUGUUAUUUCUGGAUUGGUCUUGGUUUUUGCAUUCUGGCUGUGCAUGUAA
Pyricularia grisea is the source of this 726-nucleotide messenger RNA. RefSeq lists its product as uncharacterized. Lineage: Eukaryota; Fungi; Ascomycota; Sordariomycetes; Magnaporthales; Pyriculariaceae. The transcript has a single exon. The coding region runs from base 1 to 726 and encodes 241 amino acids. The record is from RefSeq and is a predicted model, not a curated record.